GCUGCCGGAAUGGUUCAAGAAUAAGAAUCCGAGAUUAAAAAUCCCGGUUCUGGAGGUACCAACAAGCGAAGGGGACAAGUUCCUCUUCGAGAGCAUCGUCAUUUGCGAUUAUCUGGACGAGAAGUAUCCUCGGACUCCUCUGCACAACAGGGACCCUUACAUGAAGGCACAGGACCGUCUGCUCAUUGAGAGGUUUAAUGAGCUGAUUAAAGGCAGCUUGGAAUGUUUCGAUACUAACUUUGCGUACGGCAGCGAACAGAUCAUCCAAACGUUGGAUAUUUUUGAAAAAGAAAUGGAUUCCAGAGGAACAAACUUUUUCGGUGGCAACAGACCAGGCAUGUUAGAUUACAUGAUCUGGCCGUGGGUGGAGCGUCUGUACCUUCUGCGAUGCGUCAAUGAACGAAAAUUUGAUGAGAAACGGUCCUUGUUUCCUAACAUGGCUGAUUGGGGUGACCAAAUGCAAUUCGACGAUGUAGUCAAAAAACACGCCAGUUCACCAAUCGAUUAUUUCGAUUACUACAAGAACGCUAGAACACAUUCUAUGGGAUAUUAUCUGUAGAUAGGUAUAUUUAUUUACUUAAUUAUAUUUUUUUCAUACUGAAAAUUUAAGUUUUUAGUCACAAGCAGAGAUGGAAAGUGCAAUCAACCCGCCCGGGGUUUAACCGGGUUUCUACCAAUUUGUACCUAAAAUCGAGGGCAGAAACCGCGAAUACGGAAUUUGCUAUAAUUCCAUACUUAUUACUUUGUACUUUGGACCGUUCAGAUUAUCGUAAGCGGCAUAGAGUUGGAUUUAAGUCUUAAGUGUCAAGCUUGACGUGCUCUUGGCCCUGUACCUACAUUGCAAUCCUAUGAAUUCUCACUAUUUAGGAUGCACAUUACGAUUAAAUUUUUAUGAAGAUCGAUUCAAGUGUAUACGAAUUCGAUUUUCAAGUGAUUCGAUUCAAUAGGAAGGCAAAUCGAAUCAUCCAUAACAUUUUGUAAUAAUAUCAUUAAAUAUGAACAAAAUUCAAUUUACAACAAAUAUUUUAGUAAAUAUCGUUUGCCCUCGAUUUCCGGCAUUAAUGGAUUUUAACCCGAUUUAAACCUGACUUUAACAAAGCGCCGGGAUGAAACCUGGGCGCUCUUCCGUCUCUGGCCACAAGUCACAAACUUAUUAUUUAAUGGAUUUUUAGAUGGCUCCAUCGUUUUCGUCAGUAACUUCAACUUUUGACAGGUGUCAACGUCAAAUGUGGAAAAUUGGAAAAAA
Molecule: messenger RNA, 1246 nt
Organism: Hyposmocoma kahamanoa
Lineage: Eukaryota; Metazoa; Arthropoda; Insecta; Lepidoptera; Cosmopterigidae
Gene: GSTo3
Product: pyrimidodiazepine synthase-like
Exons: 5
Coding region: 161-559 (132 amino acids)
Biological process (GO): glutathione metabolic process
Cellular component (GO): cytoplasm
Molecular function (GO): glutathione transferase activity; glutathione dehydrogenase (ascorbate) activity
Source: RefSeq, a predicted model, not a curated record